Paecilomyces variotii is the source of this 2007-nucleotide messenger RNA. Its product is annotated as WD40-repeat-containing domain protein. Gene Ontology annotation, molecular function: protein binding. The transcript has a single exon. The record is from RefSeq and is a predicted model, not a curated record. Bases 1 to 2007 code for a protein of 668 amino acids. NCBI's taxonomy places the organism in Eukaryota, Fungi, Ascomycota, Eurotiomycetes, Eurotiales, Thermoascaceae.
AUGCGUGCGGAGGACCACAAUACUUCUCUCUUUGGCCCAGCACAGCCUGGUGACAACGGAGACGCGGGCUCGGAUUCGGGCGGCCAGGACAACAAGCCCCUGGGGAAGAUGCCGGUAUCCUCGUCUGCGAAGCUUGCCAACGAAAAUAUCGCACCGUUCCUAGCCAGACAUAUUCCUAACCAGUACGCGCCCCUCGGAUCGGCUUCGGACAACCCCAUGGAGGGUGGCAGCGCCAAUUCCAGAUACUGCUACCGCCACCGACCCGAUCUGAAGUGCAGACGACAAGCGGACGAGCCAUCGAUGGACCAGCUCCAACGGGAGCUGGAAACACUGUCACAAGGCGAUCAGCAGGGAAUCGCCCAUGUGUGGUCGCUCUUCUCGGCCGCUCCAGCCAAACAUCGAAAUCUGAUGCUCCGUGGCAUUCUCGCGCAGUGCUGCUUCCCUCAACUCUCCUUCAUCUCCGCUACCGUGCGCGACCUGAUAAGGAUCGAUUUUAUCACAGCCCUGCCGCCGGAGAUUUCAUUCAAGAUUCUCUGCUACCUGGACACCCCGUCACUCUGCAAGGCCGCGCAGGUCUCUCACCGUUGGAGAACCUUGGCGGAUGACGAUGUGGUGUGGCACCGCAUGUGUGAACAACAUAUCCACCGCAAGUGCAAGAAGUGCGGAUGGGGCUUGCCAUUGCUCGAGAGAAAGCGACUUCGCGCGUCGAAGCGCCAGAUCGAAUUACGCGCCAGCCAGUGGGGUAACGAUGCGUCCACCGAUGCGCUUCCUGCGAUUGAAGCAGGCCCGUCUGGAGAGCAGGUGGAAACAGAAGCCUCCAAGACCAGUGACCUGAGCUUGGCGACGAAAAGGAAGUUGGAUAACGAUGAUAACGAUGACAUUGCAAAACGCCAGCGGUUGUCCUCAUCGCCGGAACAGAGAGAUGACGACUAUUACAAGACUCGAUACAGGCCAUGGAAGGAAGUGUAUAAGGAUCGGUUCAAGGUCGGAACGAAUUGGAAAUACGGACGGUGUUCCGUCAAGGUGUUUAAGGGUCAUACUAAUGGUGUCAUGUGCCUACAAUUUGAGGACAACAUCUUGGCCACUGGUUCCUAUGAUGCGACUAUCAAGAUCUGGGAUACAGACACGGGAGAGGAGCUCCGCACUCUGAGGGGCCAUACCUCCGGAAUCCGUUGUCUUCAAUUCGACGACACGAAACUCAUCAGUGGCAGUAUCGAUCGGACCAUCAAGGUUUGGAACUGGCGCACAGGCGACUGUAUUUCCACCUAUACCGGCCACCGUGGUGGGGUGAUUGGGUUGCACUUCGAUGCGACGAUCCUUGCAUCUGCUUCGAUGGACAAAACGGUGAAGAUCUGGAACUUUGAGGAUAAGUCUACAUGCUUGCUCCGUGGACACACAGACUGGGUGAACGCUGUCCGAGUUGAUACUGCGUCCCGUACAGUCUUUUCGGCUUCAGAUGACUGCACUGUCAGGCUAUGGGAUCUAGACUCCAAGAGCUGUAUUCGGGUCUUCGAGGGCCAUGUCGGGCAAGUUCAACAAGUUGUUCCGUUGCCCCGUGAGUUCGAGUUUGAGGAGCAUGAUGCGGAGUGCGAGAAUGAUAACAACAGCACUACCUCUGGCGACACUGAAGAGCGACGGGCUAGUUUUGAGCAGCUGACCGAUUCUUCUUUCGGCCCUGAUUUCGACAAUGGCAGGCCAGAGCCACCGCGCUACAUGCUUACCAGUGCGUUGGAUUCCACCAUCCGACUGUGGGAGACAUCAACAGGUCGAUGCCUCCGCACAUUCUUCGGUCAUCUGGAGGGCGUGUGGGCUCUGGCUGCUGACACACUGCGCAUCGUCUCCGGUGCUGAAGACCGCAUGGUCAAGAUCUGGGAUCCUCGCACGGGCAAGUGUGAACGUACCUUUACUGGCCACUCAGGUCCCGUGACCUGUAUUGACCUGGGCGAUAGCCGCUUUGCUACCGGCAGUGAGGACUGCGAGGUACGCAUGUAUAGUUUCCGGAGUUGA